Cucurbita pepo subsp. pepo (vegetable marrow) is the source of this 709-nucleotide messenger RNA. RefSeq lists its product as uncharacterized. The record is from RefSeq and is a predicted model, not a curated record. NCBI's taxonomy places the organism in Eukaryota, Viridiplantae, Streptophyta, Magnoliopsida, Cucurbitales, Cucurbitaceae.
GAACUGAAAUCAAUACUAAUCCUCCAUUAACGCAUAGUUUAAUCCCGUCAACACAACACUCUACAUUCUGGAUAACAUCUCUUCUUCCAACAAUAUGGCCUGAGCUCAACAAGCUCGAUCCACAAACUCAACAACAAUGGCCACCUCUCUCAGAACUCGAAUCCACUUCUCAAUCUUCCCCACUUCAAGAAACCCACCAAUUUCUCCCCCUUUAAUUCCGAUCAACGUCCCGACCCCUCUUAGAAGCCCUUUCCGGCCACUUGCAUCCUCUUCGCCGCCGAAAUCUCCGGCCAAAUCCCCGACGAAUACUUGGCCAUCGGAUCUCAAGGCAAUCGAAGCACACCCAAUGGAGAGCUCGAGGUUUCUGAUCAUCGGAGCCGUUUCAGUGGGCGUUGCCCUGUUUCUGAUGGGUUCCGACGGGGAAAGGGCUUUGGCUUUGGGGCCUGAAGGGCCUUUGGUGGAGGAAUUUUGGGACAAUGUUAGAAGAUAUGCGAUUUACGCGGUUACUGUGAGUAGUGGUGCUCUUUACACUAUCCUUCUCCCCAUUUUUGAGCUGCUGAAGAACCCCAUUACUGCUGUUCUUGUUUUAGCUAUUUUUGGGGGUACCAUUUUCAUUAUCUCUCAAGUGCUUUCUGCUAUGGUUGGUGUCAAUGAGUUUUCUUAUGAAUAUGCCUAUUGACCAAUGAAAUGAAGUUUCAAUCUUAUCUUC